AUGUAUCUGAGACCACGCAAGGGCAUAUCAUUUGUGAUAGCAGGAGUUGAGACAAAAGGGGACACUCAUGAUGAUGGGAAGAAAAUGAGCACCAGCAUGCUCCCUGUGCAUAAUGAAUUCAGCGACUUGGAAGAUGAAGAUGACGAUGCCGAUGACAACAGGAUGGAAGAACACGAACAAGACACCAGUGGAAAAGAUGCCAAUUUGAACAUGGAGGGAAAUGAUGUUUUAAGCUUUCAUGGGAACGAGUAUUUGAAUGUGGGCAGGGAGGACGAUUUGGAAAUGGAUGGGAGUGGGGGUGGAAGCUUAGACACGAACGAGGACCUCGACUUAACCUUUAAACAAAGAGAGCAAGACGUUGAACACGUCGCUAGUGAUCAUGCGGAUAAUUCAUCACUGAAAGGAGUGGUUGUGGUCGAGCACGGAAAAGAUAGACCAACGGCAGCCUUAAAUGAACUCGACACUCCAGAUGAGUAUGCAAAGUACGGGAUCGGAGCGUUGUUGAUGAGGAAAAUGGGUUAUGAAGAUGGGAAGGGUUUAGGGAAUGGAAGCUCUGGAAUAGUUGCGCCAUUGGAUGCGCAGGCAAAUAAAGGUAGACUCGGUGUAGGAGGAAAACCUCCAUUACAGAAGGACAAAGAACUGAAAACGCCACGACGAAAUAGCGGCGAAGGAAAGUACAAACUGCAGCGUGAAGUCGAAAAGUUGAUUUCCCGUUUUCUAAAUUUGACGAUGGAUUUUAGUGAUUUGGGCGUAGAUGUGCCAAUUCAACUUAGAGAAUGGGCAGGCCAAUUGAACUCAACCGCAACAGAAAAUGACAUUGAUCGUAUAAAAUAUGAGUAUGCACAUCUUGAGGAAUUGUGGAAUCAAAUAUCCCAGCUCAAUGAACAAGAGGAAGCUUUAGAACAAGAGUUGGAGUAUACGAGUGACGAUGGAUUUGGCACUGUUGAUUAUGAGCAACUUCUUCCUGUUGUGAAGAAAUGGGAGGAGCUACUGUUACAAGACCCAAGUGAUGCGCAGAUCCAGGUUGUUGUAGAGCAGUUGCUCCUGUUGUACUUGCCGGACUCCCUUGUUGAGUCAAUCAUUGUAACCAUAUUGCAUCCAAGGAUAGAUUCAUUGGCAAGCAUACCUUUAAAUGACUAUGAAAAACAACAGGAAAUUGUUGUCGCCACUUUGAACAAAUACACAGAAAUCUUGAAGCCAGAGGGGGCUGUACUGACCUUGUUCUAUCGGUACUUGCUUGAACGCUUUAGCUGCAAAUUUGAGGAAUUGUUGGAGAAUAACUUGCUUGAGGGUGUCACUGGUGAUGACAAUGAAUUGGUAGCAAUAAUUUCGUUAUGGUUGGAUGAGGGCAACCGAGACUUCAAGGAAGGUGUGUUCAUGGAGAUUGCGAGGACUGUAAUUGCCCCACACUUUGAAACCCAAGUUCACAGGUUGGACUUCUUGAAUGAAGGUACCUCAUUUGAACAAUUAUGUUAUCUUUUGAGAGUAAUCUAUCUUGUUGGUCUCAAAGAAGACUUUGUUGUUGAAAGGGCAAUACAUUAUGUAGCAUCUGAGAUAGAAAGCUAUCUCAACAGUGGGCAACUGGCUGUAUGGUUCAAAUCGGAGGGAACUAUCAAACUACAAAUACCGUUCAUUAUGAAACAGUUGCUACCCGAACUCAAACCCCUCAGUGAACCAACUUGGCUGUCGCUACAAGAGACCUUUAAAGUGUCCUUCAUAUCAUGGAUUAGAUCCUUAGUGCUUACGCCUACCAAGUUUGAGAUUAUAUUAGAUCUUUCGGAGCUUCUUCCGCUGAAUGAGAGGUUUCUCGUGUUGCAGUUAUUGGCUUUUAACAGUUGGAUAGUAGCCAUGAUUGCACACAAUCGCUUAAACCCUACUGGGACUCCAAGCUGGUACGCAAAAUGGUAUUUGUAUUUCGCAGCCCGAUUAAAGCAUGAGCAGUCACAGCAGAUAAUUGACCUCGUUCAUUGGUACUUGAGCAAAGCUUUGGAAAUUAUAAAAUCACACUUUGAUUCUGAUGUAACCAAGAACCUUCCAAGACUCGAGGGAGAACUUUUCCCCACUUCAUCUCAACUACUCCGUUCUUCGCGGGUCCGAAAUGUGAACGGAACAGCUACAUACCGAUUACAAACUUCAUUUCGAAAUGUGAUCCAGGAUUAUUGCAUGAAAAACAACAUACUCGUGGAGCAAUUGAAGCUGGCUAUUGUCAGAAAAAGGGGGCUACCAAUACUUCGAUUCCAAAAGGCGGGAAUUGAUAGAUAUGGGUAUAUUGAUGCUGAUGUUUUAUGGAUUGCUCACACUCUCGCAUCAGAGGAGAAGCAGUACCAACCAAUUUCUUUAGACGAUUUGGCCGGGUUCUUUAAAGAGUGA
Molecule: messenger RNA, 2370 nt
Organism: Lodderomyces theae
Lineage: Eukaryota; Fungi; Ascomycota; Pichiomycetes; Serinales; Debaryomycetaceae
Product: mRNA splicing protein
Exons: 1
Coding region: 1-2370 (789 amino acids)
Biological process (GO): spliceosomal complex disassembly
Cellular component (GO): U2-type post-mRNA release spliceosomal complex
Molecular function (GO): nucleic acid binding
Source: RefSeq, a predicted model, not a curated record